Messenger RNA from Owenia fusiformis, 1725 nucleotides. Lineage: Eukaryota; Metazoa; Annelida; Polychaeta; Sabellida; Oweniidae. The record is from the annotation of a GenBank genome assembly.
AGUUCGCCUUGUUUUGUCUCCUGCUGACGUCCGUUGUGUACCUCUCAGACAGUCGAUCCCGGGGGCCUCGGAUAGGUAGACGACAAAAGAACAAACGCAAGCCACAUAGGGAUAACAAAUUACCAGGGGAGGAACCAACUACAGACUACUUCAAUGAAUUGCUCAAUACGACAAUCCCGAUUAAGCCUACAAAAUCCGCUCAUGGACAAAAUCCACUCGUUGAUCAACCGAAUAUGAGCAAGAAAAAAUCAAAGGUAGACACUGGAAUAUUUAUCUAUGGGAGUAGGAAGGCAAUGACUGUUACAAAAAAGAGCUAUUUGAAAAAGGAAUGGUGUAAAACGGAACCCCUGCAACAGGUGAUCCGUGAAGAGGGUUGCCUAAAGAAGACAAUGGUCAAUCGAUUCUGUUAUGGCCAGUGUAACUCAUUUUUCAUACCCAAAAGUAACAAAAAGGAUCUAGAGUCUGCAUCGUUUAAAUCCUGUUCAUUCUGUAAACCAAAACGCUACUCUUGGAUUGUUGUAACGUUGACGUGUCCAAAAUUGAAAAUGAAGUUUAAAAGAAAGAGAAUCCAACGGAUUAAAGAAUGUAAGUGUAUGGCCCAGAAAUUGGACUGAAAUAUUCCAUUUGACGACGUCACCUAAUGAUCAAACUGGGGAACUUACGGGAGAGAACAUUGUCAAAGCUAAGAGCAAUGCGAUCAGUGAACAGUUUAACAUACCACAUCAGCUACAUCCUCUCUGAGAACAUUCAUGAAGCACUUAAAAUGAUCAACUGAUUCUGUCGAGUUUUCUCUGAAUACGAAAAUAGCAGAUGUAGUUCUUUUCCCUCCUAAACGAUAAUGCUCUGAGGACGGAUAUUCCAACAGGGACUCCUUCUAUCUAGACUUGCUGCAGCGACCUUACCCUUUUCCGUUUUGCUAGGAUAAAAACAAACCAAAGAUACUGACUCCUUUCAUCAACUUAUGAUCUUGCUUAUAUUGAAGCUGCGUCCAACAAAUUAAGGGCAACUUUAAAGGCAAAUGGGCAAUCCAUCCCGACGACCUGUUUUCUUGGACAAUCAUGUUGGGGGUCCACAGAAUGCACCAGUGGUGACAGUGGUACAAAGAUUAACAACUAGCUGAAGACAUCAUCAAAAUGAGAUUCAACAACAUUGUAGUAAAUAACUAUGCGAUAAACGGUAGCAAUUAUCUAUGUACAGAUGAUUGCUAGUGUUAUCACGAGUUUGAUUCCAUUGAGACUAGAGAUACAACUCUGUGCCAAAUUGUUUCUCACGGCGAUUAUUCUUUAAUUUGUGUAUUGUAGUUCUGCGAGAGCGUACAAAAACGGAAAACGUGAUUUCACUAAAUCUCAAAGUCGUAUUGACGCACAACCACUGUUUUAUGCAUUAAAGCAUUCAGUUUUUAACUGACUUUUACUCUUUCCCCAAAACACAAACAUCAAGUAAGAAACUAUCAAAUUAUAAGUAAGGAAUGAGGGGUAGACUAAGGUCGCCCUCAAUCGUCAAUGGCCAGGGACUUCCAUUCAAGCUGGAGACAGCUAAAUUCAGUCAAGAGCAAUCGAUGAUUUGAGUAUGGCCUUAUCCAUUCAAUUUGUACGUAUCUUCAUGUAGAGCACUCUUCAAGAUUUCGUCAACAAUUUAGGUAAAUAUUUUGACAAGAUAAUACCUUAUAGAAAUCGUUACCUGUGUCAUUAUGGUUGGAUUGUUACUGGGAUAUAUGUAACGUUU